This is a messenger RNA of Striga asiatica, 2192 nucleotides long. The record is from the annotation of a GenBank genome assembly. NCBI's taxonomy places the organism in Eukaryota, Viridiplantae, Streptophyta, Magnoliopsida, Lamiales, Orobanchaceae.
GAGAGAGAGAGAGAGAGUUAUAGAACUUUAUCAUGUGGAAAUUAAAAGUUGCGGAGGGAUCAAACCCAUGGUUGCGUUCAGUAAAUGGACACGUGGGCCGCCAAAUAUGGGAGUUUGAUCCGGAUCUGGGUUCUCCUGAAGACCUGGCUGAAAUCGAGAAGCUUCGCGAGGAAUUUCACAGUCAUCGAUUUGAACAGAAGCAUUCUUCUGAUCUUCUCAUGAGACAUCAGUUCUCAAGGGAUAAUCCGAGCAACACAAAUUUUCCCCAAGUAAAAGUAAAAGAUUUGGAGGAUGUUACUGAAGAUAAAGUAGUCAAUACUUUGAGGAUGGCCAUCCGUUUCUAUUCAACUCUGCAGGCCCAUGAUGGUCAUUGGCCAGGCGACUAUGGAGGCCCUAUGUUUCUUAUGCCUGGCUUGGUUAUUACAUUAUCAAUUACUGGGGCAUUAAAUGCAAUACUUUCGAAGGAGCACAAGCGUGAGAUUUGCCGCUAUCUCUACAAUCAUCAGAACAGAGACGGUGGAUGGGGUCUGCACAUUGAGGGGCCAAGCACCAUGUUUGGUUCUGUUCUGACCUACGUUACUUUGAGAUUGCUUGGUGAAGGACCAAAUGAUGGAGACGGAUCAAUGGAGAAAGGUCGAGACUGGAUUUUGAAUCAUGGUGGUGCUACUGCAAUAACAUCUUGGGGAAAGAUGUGGCUUUCGGUGUUGGGGGCCUUUGAAUGGUCUGGAAACAAUCCUUUGCCACCCGAAAUUUGGCUUCUUCCAUAUAUUCUUCCAUUCCAUCCAGGAAGGAUGUGGUGUCAUUGUCGAAUGGUUUAUCUCCCCAUGUCCUAUUUGUAUGGGAAAAGGUUUGUUGGUCCAAUCACCCCCACAAUUGUGUCUCUAAGGAAGGAACUCUUUACAGUUCCAUACCAUGAAAUAGACUGGAAUAAAGCUCGCAACGAGUGUGCAAAGGAAGAUCUAUACUACCCGCACCCUGUUGUACAAGAUAUACUUUGGGCAUCUCUUCACAAGGUUGUGGAACCUAUUAUGUUGAAUUGGCCAGGGAAGAAGUUGAGAGAGAGAGCUCUUAAUACUGUUAUGGAGCAUAUACAUUAUGAGGAUGAAAACACUCGUUACAUAUGCAUUGGCCCCGUAAACAAGGGAUACAAUGGAAGUCAGUUGUGGGAUGCUUCCUUUGCUGUUCAGGCUAUAAUUUCAACAAAACUUGUUGACGAAUUUGGGCAAACACUAAGAAAAGCUCAUACAUACAUAAAGAAUUCACAGGUGUUGGAUGAUUGCCCAGGCAAUCUAGAUGAUUGGUAUCGUCACAUUUCCAAAGGUGCCUGGCCAUUUUCCACUGCAGACCAUGGUUGGCCUAUUUCAGAUUGCACUGCUGAGGGACUGAAAGCAGUUCUGUUGCUUUCAAAGUUACCAAAUGAAGUUGUUGGUGAACCACUUGAUCCCAAACGGUUGUACGAUGCUGUGAAUGUUAUUCUUUCACUACAGAAUGUAGAGGGAGGCUUCGCAACUUAUGAAUUGACAAGAUCCUAUAGUUGGUUGGAGCUAAUCAAUCCUGCUGAAACUUUUGGCGACAUUGUCAUUGAUUAUCCCUAUGUUGAGUGCACUUCGGCUGCUAUUCAGGCACUAACAGCAUUUAAGAAAUUAUACCCUGGGCAUCGCAAAGUGGAAGUUGAGCGGUGCAUAGAGAAAGGUGCAAAAUUCAUUGAAAAAAUUCAAGCAGCCGAUGGCUCCUGGUAUGGUUCUUGGGCAGUUUGCUUCACUUAUGGAACAUGGUUUGGGGUAAAGGGCCUGGUGGCAGCUGGUCGAACUUUUAAUAGUUGCUCUGCCAUUCCCAAGGCUUGUGAUUUUCUGUUGUCUAAACAACUCCCCUGUGGCGGCUGGGGAGAGAGUUACCUUUCAUGUCAAAACAAGGUGUAUAGUAAUUUAGACGGGAACAUGUCUCAUGUGGUAAAUACAGGAUGGGCUAUGCUGGCUCUCAUUGACGCUGGGCAGGCUGAGAGAGAUCCCUUGCCAUUGCACAGAGCAGCCAAAGUCCUAAUAAAUUCGCAGUGUGAAAAUGGUGACUUUCCACAACAGGAAAUAAUGGGGGUCUUCAACAAGAAUUGCAUGAUCACAUAUGCUGCAUAUAGGAAUAUUUUCCCUAUUUGGGCGCUUGGAGAAUACCGUUCCCGGGUUCUACAAACUCAAUGA